AUGUACUCCCACUACCCCCUCUCAUUCUUAUUCUGGGCAACGACGCCGUUGAGAGAAAGCAAUCAUGCUGUUAAAGGAGGGCCUCAGCUAAAAGCUCAUAUUCGUCUUAGCCUUUGGAUCAAUGUCACAUGUCAAGCAAUUCUACCAUCUUCUUCACCUGCACGGUUUACGUUCAUUUCUCCCUCACCUUCGCCAACACAAAGAGGGACCAUGUUAUGCUACUCCGGUCUCGCUAUGACCGACUGCUUGUACUAUGGUGCAAACCACACGGGGAUGCAUUCACUUGAGAUAGAACUUCCGUUUCUGAAAAGAUUGUGGCUGCUAAGACUGAAAAUACCACCACUAAUGUGCUACUGUGUACAUAUCGAACAUACCAAAGUACACUAUACGAUCUUCCGUAAAUACCACUACAAAGGGGAAGGGCGGAGUAAGUGGGUCGGGGAGGAAAAAGGUAAUCACUCAACCCGUAGACUUCUACUUGCCGCCUACCUGAAUUUCCUAAUAUUAGGAGACAGGAAGAAACCCCUCUAUUCCAGAAUCUCACACUUCCUACCACCGGAAAUCAAGCAGGGUGAGCUCGGUGAAUAUGCAUGGAGUAUUCAGCCAUGCCAGGGUUCCAGGAAAGUGCUAAGCCGUCAAAAGCAUUUUAUUUUCCGGAUCGAUAUUAAAUCGAAUGGAAUGACGCCGGAUUUGCCCCAUCCCGAAAAAUUAGCCCCGCUUAUGGCUUGUAUUAGGCAAACGAGGAUGAAAGCCGACGCCUUGACAAUAUUCAUAGAAACGAAAAUCUAUCGAGUGGCUUACCACACAAACGCAGCAGCCGAACGCAAUUUGAAAAAAGUAAAUGCGUUCUCUAAACGGAGUUCCUAUGAGAAAUAUCUUAUUUCUGAAAGCCACUUUGACUUCCUAGAUUCUUGCACAGGGUAUCAUAGAUCUACUGAACAGUGGCACUGGCCCCAAGUAGGUGCAAUCCAGUGUACAGUGAGUUGGGCUGCGAGAAGUGGCGCCACCAUACGCGAGAAUUCUAUGUUGAAUAAUGACGCUAGUGGCAUGAUGAAUCAACAGGGAAGUUCUAGACAGGAUGCCCUAGGCUUUGAUCUAUUAUGUGCAAAAAUCGGGAAAUUUCUUGGCGUUCCUCGGAUCUUUUUUUUCCUCACCAAAAUUGCAUAG
Molecule: messenger RNA, 1167 nt
Organism: Lindgomyces ingoldianus
Lineage: Eukaryota; Fungi; Ascomycota; Dothideomycetes; Pleosporales; Lindgomycetaceae
Exons: 14
Coding region: 1-1167 (388 amino acids)
Source: RefSeq, a predicted model, not a curated record